This is a messenger RNA of Prunus armeniaca (apricot), 360 nucleotides long. NCBI's taxonomy places the organism in Eukaryota, Viridiplantae, Streptophyta, Magnoliopsida, Rosales, Rosaceae. The record is from the annotation of a GenBank genome assembly.
AUGAAGUGCACUGCAAUAAAAUUCUUACAGCGCCCUCCUUGCCUCUGUCAUCUUAAUAUCUCUUGUGAGAAACUUGAAGACAUACAGAUAGAGUGGAGAUUUGCUUCAACUAGCAGCAGAUCCUUCAAAGUUUUUGCUCUAAAUCUUGAAUAUUUGAAAUGGAUUGGGAAUUUGUUGAAUAACCAAAAUCUGGGGAAACUAAUGUGUCUAGAGAAGGCUGAGAUUUUUCUGAAGCAUGGGGUAGAUAACAAUGACUUCAGCAAUGUACUUGAGGUUCUUUGCAGUGUAUGCAGGGCUAAAGUCCUUAUUCUAAGUGGAGAGACGACCAAGGAUAUUGCAGGGAACGUAUCUUCGCUAUGA